UUAUCGAGUAAUUACAAAAAUUAAAGGGAGUAACUUCCAUCAAUUGUCAACAAGAGAAGUUUACCCCCUCUACUAAACUUCAUUACAGUUACAGCUGACAUUUUUCAAAAAAUGGCGUCCUUCAAGAAGAUAAAUACUAAAGUAUUCGCAAGAUCGGGAACUGAAUUAACCUCGGAUAAUAUAUAUUGGAAAAAAUAUACUGCUCCCGUAUUGGUGAAAGAAUUUGGACCAAUUGAUUAUAUAGACUUUUCACCUGUAGAACCACAUUACUUUGCUGUCACAUGUUCUGUAAGAGUACAAGUGUACAAUCCAAUUACAAAACUUGUCACAAAGAAUCUUAGUAGAUUUAAAGAAGCUGCUUAUGGUGGUUCUUUUCGCAAUGAUGGAAAAUUGCUUUGCGCUGGGGGUGAAGAAGCAGUUGUCAGACUUUUUGAUGUUAGCACAAAAAGUCUCCUAAGACUUUUCUCUGGACAUAAAGCUGCUGUACAUAGGACAUUUUUCACCAGUGACAAUCAUCACAUUGCAUCUUUUUCUGAUGACAAGACUGUCAUAUUUUGGGAUAUACCUAGUGAAAAACAAAUUAUAUCUUUUAAUGAACAUUCAGAUUAUAUCAGAGCUGGUGCAGUUAGUCCAAUUUCUAAGGACAUAAUCUUAUCUGGUGGUUAUGAUAAACACAUAUACAUGUAUGAUACAAGAACAAACACAAAAAUUCUUAAUGUAAAUCAUGAAGCUCCUGUUGAAAGUUUAUUAUUUUUACCAUCUGGUGGAAUAUUUUUAUCUGCAGGUGGAACCGAAAUUAGAGUAUGGGAUGCACUUGCUGGUGGCAGAUUACUUGCAAAAAUCACCCAGCAUCAUAAAACUGUGACCUGUCUAAAAAUAGCUUCAAAUGGUCAUAGAAUUUUGUCUGGGUCGUUAGACAGACAUGUCAAAAUUUAUGACUCUGGAACAUAUAAAACUGUCCAUUCCUUGGACUAUCCAAAUUCAGUUCUUAGCAUAGGAAUUAGUUCAAAUGAUGAAACUAUAGUAGCUGGUAUGGUUGAUGGCUUAAUUUCAGUGAGAAGAAGGGAAGAGGAUACAAAAAAUGAAAAACCACAGCGUAAAAAAGUAUCGUACAGACAUUCUGGCAAAAAUUUGCACACACCACAUAUAGAUAUGGUAGUACACGAAGAAAUGAAAGAAAUUAUGUCUAAACAUGAUACUUAUUUAAGAAAGUUCCAAUAUUCCAAAGCUUUGGACUGUGUAAUGGUGAGUUAUGUUGUGAACAAAACACCACACGUUACAGUAGCGCUUAUGCAGGAACUUAUCAGAAGACAGGGUUUAAAACAAGCUCUUGCUGGUAGAGAUGGAAAGUCUCUUGUAAAUAUUCUCAAAUUUUUGAACAAGCAUGCAGGAAGUGUUCGAUUUGGAAGAGUAUUAUUGCAUGUCAUUAAUGUUCUAAUGGACGUCUACGAGGAUCAUUUGGACGAACUUGCUGCUGAACCACGAAAAAUGUUUAGUAUAUUAGCAUCGAAACUGGAAGAAGAAGAAAACUUAAUAUUAACAUUAUCAGAAUUGCAAGGAAAAUUGCAUAUGAUACUAUCUGCUGCAGAAAUUGUACCACCCACACCAGUGAAAGACGUUCAAGUUUUAGAACCUUCGAGUAAUGCUCAAAAGAAUCUAAUCUUAAGUAUAGCAUAAA
This is a messenger RNA of Hylaeus volcanicus, 1678 nucleotides long. RefSeq names its product U3 small nucleolar RNA-associated protein 15 homolog. The record is from RefSeq and is a predicted model, not a curated record. Lineage: Eukaryota; Metazoa; Arthropoda; Insecta; Hymenoptera; Colletidae. The transcript has 5 exons. Gene Ontology annotation, cellular component: nucleolus. Bases 112 to 1677 code for a protein of 521 amino acids. Gene Ontology annotation, biological process: positive regulation of transcription by RNA polymerase I; rRNA processing. Gene Ontology annotation, molecular function: protein binding.